AUGACAGAUGCCGUGGAAGGAUUGUACGCGCAAAUCAUCCGGUUCUUGAUCCGUGCCCAUGACUGGUGCCAAGAGGGUACUCUGCGUCACAUCAUUCAUUCUGUUACACGUCCUGCCGAGUUACGUUACCAUGAUGUUCUGGAGAAUAUUGAGACUGGCUCACGGAAUAUCGAGCAGCUAGCCAUCGCGGGGUCUCAAAUGGAGCUGCGACAAAUGCACACCAUCGUGAAGUUGAUGGCUGAUCGCGUAGAGAAGUCUGAAAGCACUAUCUUCGAGAUGAAAUGCAUGAUGAUCAAUCACCAAGCCAUCAAUUCAUCCUCACUCGUGGAUACAAACGACAAGGUAUCGGAUUUGCAAUUCUCGGAAAUGGUGCGAAUCGCAGCAGAGCUAUCAUCAUUCGAUCCUCUUGAAAGCUACAGCCAGGCCGUUAUGGUACGAAAUCUGCGCCGACGAACUCAGCAGGUCAACGUCCCAAAUGCUUUUUGGCAAUCCCAGACGUUGAAAAAGUUUGCAGAGUCUUCAGAGCCGUCACUCAUGCUCAUCAAGGGUAGUUUCCAAGAGCGAGGGGCUUUGCGCGACACGGCCGUUAGAGUAGCUGAAGAGUUGAAGAGCAAGAACAUCACAACGCUCUGGGCCGUAAACGCACAACUGUCCGAUCGAGCCACCAGCAUUCCGAACCCGCUAGACAUUCUCAAGUCACUCGCCGCUCAAGCGCUUACAUUAGGCGACUCAGCGCACUCUCAGAAAUCGACGGCGUUAAGCUGCACGCAGCUUCGCACCGCUACCACGGCGAAGGAGUGGCUUGAGAUCCUUGGGGCUACGCUCGAGAACGUAUGUCGGGAAGUAUACAUCGUUCUCGAGUUAGACAUCCUGAUCUCUUCUGUGCACGCAACAUCGUCAACCGAUGAGGUCAUUGCGCUUUUCUGCAAUCUGCUGAAAGAGUUGACGGGCCGCGCAAAGAGAUCUAUUGUCAAAGUAUUGAUUGUAACUAGCAGGACCUGGACACCUCUAUCGCAGGCAACGAACGUCUUCGUGGAGACGAUGCUAACAGGGCCCCAUCCACGCGCAAAGCCGCAGGCAAAACUUCGAAGGAAGCAAGGGGAUAUCUCGAUGUACAAAGCAGCAUUAAGAACACUAAGAAGAUAA
Messenger RNA from Alternaria rosae, 1146 nucleotides. RefSeq lists its product as uncharacterized. The coding region runs from base 1 to 1146 and encodes 381 amino acids. NCBI's taxonomy places the organism in Eukaryota, Fungi, Ascomycota, Dothideomycetes, Pleosporales, Pleosporaceae. The record is from RefSeq and is a predicted model, not a curated record. The transcript is spliced from 2 exons.